AGUCACAGACAGAUGAUUCAGUUAAAGCUAAAUCAUUAAGAAGUUGUUCGUCUGACUGAAUGUUUCCACGUCUUGGUUGUGUUUUCCACACAGAGCCCAUCUUCAGCAGCAGCACUGGGAUUCUCAUCUCUGUCCCGUUAGUGGACGUCCUGGAAGACGGCCGCUGGGAGAUGAAGAUUGUGGAGCAGAAAGACAAGCGUGUGCGGCUGGCGGUCAACACUCUUCCGUCCGCCUCCAUCGGCUGCUACAAGGUGACCGUGGAGUCUUUCUCACCCAAGGGCAAGCUGCUGUUCCCCUGCACCCCCAACGACGUCUACCUGCUCUUCAACCCCUGGUGUGAAGAUGAUGCCGUGUAUCUGGAUAAUGAAGCAGAGAGGAAAGAGUACGUCCUGAACAGCAUGGGCAGAAUUUACUACGGAACUGAGCAGCAGAUUGGAACCAGAACAUGGAACUUUGCCCAGUUUGAACAGGAGAUCCUGGAAGCAUGUCUGUUCAUUCUGGAGAGAGGUCAGGUGGCUAUGACCGAAUGGAGAGAUCCAGUGAUUGUGUCCAGAAUGAUAUCUGCUCUGGUGAACUCCAACGAUGACUACGGUGUUCUGAUGGGUAGCUGGAAGGACAGCUAUGAGGGCGGGACGUCCCCCACGGCCUGGAGCGGCAGCGGGGACAUCCUGAGACAGUAUUACAAGAGCUCAGGGAAACCUGUCAGAUACGCUCAGUGCUGGGUCUAUGCAGGAGUCACCAAUUCUGUGUUGAGAUGUCUUGGUAUUCCCACCCGCUGUGUGACCAACUUCAACUCGGCUCACGACACGGACCUUUCCUUGACCACAGACAUUUAUAUUGAUGACAAGCUGGAAAUUAUCAAAGACAAGACCAGCGACUCUGUCUGGAACUUCCACGUGUGGAACGAGUCCUGGAUGACCCGUCCGGACCUCCCGGCUGGUUACGGCGGGUGGCAGGUGGUGGACGCGACCCCUCAGGAGCCCAGCCAGGGUUCGUACCGCUGCGGUCCCACUUCUGUUUUCGCCGUCCGCAACGGACACGUCGAGCUGAAAUUCGACACUCCGUUUGUCUUUGCUGAAGUGAACAGUGACAGGAUCUACUGGCAGAAGAAACCCGAUGGAAGCUUCAGUCAGGUUAAUGUGGAGAAGAACUCCAUCGGUCAGAGCAUCAGCACUAAAGCUGUGGGAUCUGAUGCUCGUGUGGACAUCACACACCUCUACAAAUACCCAGAAGGUUCAGCGGAGGAGCGCAUUGCUGUGGAAAGGGCCAGUCGCUUCGGCUCCAAACCCACUUUGUAUCCGUCUCCCACCAGCAAUGACGUGAGCGUUGAGUUUGUCAUGGACGGGGAAGGACCUCGUAUCGGUGGAGAUGCCAAACUCUCCAUCAUCCUGAAGAACAGGAGCUCAAGUCAGCGCACGGCCAGUCUGCUGUGUGAGGUGAUGGUCAUGUACUACACCGGCGUGCUGAAAUCCACUGUGAAGAAGGAUCGGAUCCCUCUCAACCUCAGAGCACAAGAGACCAAGGUUAUUCCUUGGACUCUGCAGUAUGUGGAGUACAUGAACCAUCUGGUGGACCAGGGCGCUCUGAAUCUGGCGGUCACCGGACGGGUCAACGAGACACAACAGAUUCUGGCCACACAGUUCAACUUCAGGCUGCGCACACCAGACCUCAUCAUCACUCCUCUAGGGGACGCUGUGGUGGGUAAAGAGCUGACAGUCAAGAUCACGUUCCAGAACCCUCUGUCACAAGUGUUGAGGAACGUUCUGUUCCGUAUAGAGGGAUUGGGAAUGCAGAGCGUCAGGAAGGUCGCGUAUGGUGAUGUGGAUAAGCUUGCGACGGUUACACUGACAGAGAAGUUUGUCCCCACUGUCGCCGGCUCUCAGAAGCUCCUGGCAUCGAUGGACUGCCGUCUGCUCACUCAAGUGCACGGAGUCGCUGAUAUUGUGGUCAAACCGAAGUAAAAAAGCUUUCUUUUAAGUCAUUGUAAUUCCUGCUAAAGCUCUCAGUUGUCUCCAGGAUAUAAGAAUAUUUACUAAAUGAAAUGAUCACUUAGAGUUAAAAAUAAUCAUGAAACUAAUGUAAAUUAACAAUAAAGAUCUUUCAUGCUUUAUUCAUGUCCUGUCUGUCUGGGUUUGUGUGUGAGUUGGUUUCAAAUAUCUAGCUAAUAAUAGCUAACUGAGACUUAUUAUAGCACUUAUAUAUCUUUGUUUUUUUUUUGUUUUUUUUUACUUCCAAUGUACUCAUCUGUAAGUCGCUUUGGAUAAAAGCGUCUGCUAAAAGACUAAAUAUAAAUAUCUACAGUGUAUCUCAGAAACUGCUUGCUGUACCAUUAUUUAGUCUUGUGAGGUCAGUGUUUAAAUGUUCAGUUUAUGUUUGGUCUUAUUUUUCAACUAUUUUUUAGUUCUUAUUUAUCUCUUUAUUUUAGCCUAUGGGUUUGAUUUUGACAUAGGUGGGGACAUAAGGGCAUAAUUUCAGAUCAGGACUUCGGAAGUUUGCUGCAUGAAUCUUUCAAUUUGACUGAUUCUAAAAGCUCCAUUUCACCCAUAUGUGCUUUUUAGAAUAAUUUCAAGCGAUGUUGAAUUGAAAAUAAAUGUCUCUUUUAAAUCUUUUUUUUUUUUUUUUGGUAAUAAUGAACAUAA
Carassius auratus (goldfish) is the source of this 2639-nucleotide messenger RNA. RefSeq names its product protein-glutamine gamma-glutamyltransferase K-like. Gene Ontology annotation, molecular function: protein-glutamine gamma-glutamyltransferase activity. The record is from RefSeq and is a predicted model, not a curated record. Gene Ontology annotation, biological process: peptide cross-linking. The coding region runs from base 60 to 1961 and encodes 633 amino acids. Lineage: Eukaryota; Metazoa; Chordata; Actinopteri; Cypriniformes; Cyprinidae. The transcript has 11 exons.